Messenger RNA from Armigeres subalbatus, 1798 nucleotides. RefSeq lists its product as uncharacterized. The record is from RefSeq and is a predicted model, not a curated record. NCBI's taxonomy places the organism in Eukaryota, Metazoa, Arthropoda, Insecta, Diptera, Culicidae. Gene Ontology annotation, cellular component: nucleus. Gene Ontology annotation, biological process: regulation of transcription by RNA polymerase II. Gene Ontology annotation, molecular function: protein dimerization activity.
UAUUCAUUCUCAUUUCUUUUCAUUGUCGAAAGUGAUUUUGUUGGAAAAAAGUUCAGUUUCAUUUCGGCUGUUGAAAAUUUUCACAUUAACAGUUAAAGGACGAUUCGCAGUUAAAAGUUAAAGAACAUCCAAAUAUGGAUCCGCAAGAAGGAAGCUCCACUGUGAGGCGAAAGCGUGCUGGAGGAAAGCGAACGCUGCAGCAAAUUGCUACGGAGUUUGUUUUUAUGGACGGCAUCUCAGCGCAUUGCCGAAUCGAAGAUUCCUCGGGUUGCCGCUAUGUCCAGGCAAGUUUCGAUAUCGGGAACUUUAUCAGACACUUUCGAGCGAAGCAUCCCGAGGCCGCGAAUAAAGCAGGUCUUCUAAAGGAAGAGGAUGCCGGAGAAAAACCGCGAAGCAUUCCGAAACGAAUGAUAGCCAUAGACAGCAAGUUGGUUAUAGAAUCCAUGCUAAAGCUGGUUUCAUAUCAUAAUCUGCCACUAGCGUGUGUAGAGUGGAAGGGUUUCCGAAUGCUGCUGGAUCCCCUGUCAACUGCACUUGGGAUUUCCUUGAAUAGAGACACACUAAAGCACCACUUGAAAGCAGCGGCAGAUCGGACCAGAGAAGAGGUAGCUAAGGAAAUGCGCAAUAAAUUAAUCUCCGUGAAAAUUGAUUCAGCUUCAAGGCUAAACCGGCAUGUUCUUGGCAUUAAUGUGCAAUACGCCGAAUCAGGAAAGGUAGUGAUACGCACCAUUGGUAUGAUUGAAAUCAAAGAGAGGCAAACUGCAGUCUUUCUCAAGAGCAAGGUUCUAGAAGUCCUGGAAACUUAUGGUGUCUCAGUUGAGCAGAUUUUUUCCGUAACGGUAGACAAUGGUUUGAACGAUGCAAGCUGGACUUUUAUUGAAAAUUAUGUGGAGGCGUUUAAACCGUUGUACCUGUGUACAAAAAGACUACAAGAAAAACACGUUUCACUUCCUGAUUUCUACUUAAGCUGGCUACAGGCUGUCAGUGAAAUCAAAAGUUUUCCAUCGAACCCAUUUGUUCCAAGUCUCAUCGCAUCUUUGUCACGACGUUUGGAAAAUUUAAAGACAUCAAGAGCAUUUCAAAUGGCACUAUACCUCGAUCCAAGACUGAACUACUUACAUUCGAAGUUCUUUAAUCCGAACGAGAAGUUAAUGAUUCAGGGCUACAUUACGGAUACCUGGGAUCGAAUUCGCAAGCAACGACCGCCCGAUGGAAUGGUUGCUGCUGAACAGAGCGGUAACAGCGACCACAGUCAGUUCGAUGAUUAUCUUACUGAAAUGUUUGGAGGCUCACUCGAUGAUUCGCUUACCUGUGAUUCAUCCAAAUUUGCCCAGCAAGUCAAAGCUUUAGAUGCCGAGCCACGUCAAGGUUUCAACCACGAUGUGUGGGAGUAUUGGAUACGGCGUCAAAAAAGUCAUCCUGAAUUGUUCGAAGUGGCAAUGGUUGCUCUAGCUGCGCCAUCCAAUCAGGUUUCUGUGGAACGUGCUUUUUCGGGUCUUGCGCUGGUUCUUUCACCGCAUAGAGCUGCACUUGGACCAGAUUCACUGGAAAAUAUACUUCUUCUGAAACUAAAUCGUGACAUUUUUGAGCAUGUCAUGCAAUGCUACGACUGGAAGGGUUUCAGCAGCACCCAAAACGAUCCUGUACCACCGUAGUUGAACUGAAAUACUGUUCAAUUGCUACCGAUCGACAGAAUGAAUAACAUGCACACUUUUAACUGAGUAAUACUUAAAGUUAAUCGAUUUUCUAAGUUCUUCCGAAUCUGAAAAAAUAAUACUGGCACUAAUAAACACCCCAA